Suillus subalutaceus is the source of this 4521-nucleotide messenger RNA. Its product is annotated as Calreticulin family-domain-containing protein. The transcript has 20 exons. Gene Ontology annotation, biological process: mRNA splicing, via spliceosome; protein folding. The record is from RefSeq and is a predicted model, not a curated record. Bases 1 to 4521 code for a protein of 1506 amino acids. Lineage: Eukaryota; Fungi; Basidiomycota; Agaricomycetes; Boletales; Suillaceae. Gene Ontology annotation, molecular function: GTPase activity; GTP binding; calcium ion binding. Gene Ontology annotation, cellular component: cytosol; U2-type catalytic step 2 spliceosome; endoplasmic reticulum.
AUGGCUUCCUUCGAGGAUUAUGAUGAAUUCGGCAACUAUAUUGGCGCGGACUUGGGCUCGGAUGAAGAGGAGGAAGAAGUUCUGCAGCAGGACUUUCGCCAGGUACCCCAACAGCAGCCCGCAACAUUGGAAGGAUUCGAUGACGAGCCUAUGUCGCCUGCGGAGGGUGCACUGAUGGAGAUUGAUGAGCCCGUCCAUAAUGCUGUUAUUCUGCAUGAGGACAAGCAAUACUAUCCAUCAGCAGAGGAUGUUUAUGGCCCAGACGUAGAGACUCUCGUCCAGGAAGAAGAUGCUCAGCCACUUUCGGAGCCAAUCGUUGCUCCUAUCAAAGUGCGAAAAUGGACGGUGGAGGAGAAGGACAUGCCACAAACGCGCUUUGACAAGGGUUUUUUGCUGAAUAUGAUGUCCUUCCCGGAGAUGAUUCGCAAUGUCGCUGUAGUGGGCCACUUGCACCACGGAAAAACCGCGCUCAUGGAUAUGCUAGUUUUCGAGACACAUAAACUCGCAUGGGAUGCGGAUAAACCGACAAGAUAUACGGAUACUCAUGUUUUGUCCCGAGAGCGAGAAAUCUCUAUCAAGUCUUCGCCAAUGUCUCUCAUCCUGUCUACGACAAGCGGCAAGUCACAUCUGGUGCACCUUAUUGAUACUCCGGGACAUGUGAAUUUUGUCGACGAAGUUGCUUCUGCAAUACGUCUUGUUGAUGGAAUUCUGUUGGUUGUAGAUGUUGUCGAAGGGAUGAUGGUCAAUACCGAAGCAAUCAUUCGACAUGCCCUGCAAGAGGGCGUCAAAAUCACCCUUGUUGUGAACAAAAUCGACAGGCUUAUCCUAGAAUUACGUAUCAAGCCUGCAGACGCCUACUACAAAAUCAAGCAUACAAUUGAAGAAAUCAACACUUUUAUCAGUGGGAUUGAUCCAGAUCCGGAACUACGACUCAGUCCUGAAAAUGGAAAUGUUGUGUUCGCCAGCACCGACAUGAGUUGGUGCUUCACUCUUCGUUCCUUUGCCCAAAUGUAUGCGGACACGUUUGGUUCCCUCGACGUUGCAGCAUUCGCCGACCGCCUUUGGGGCGAUAUAUACUUUAACGCAGAGACACGGAAGUUCACCAGGAAAGCUGCGGACCCCGAGCAAUCCCGCACAUUCGUGCACUUCAUUCUUGAUCCCUUGUAUAAGCUCUAUAGUCAUGUGCUGAGCGAGGAUACGGAAGACCUGAAAAGUACCCUUGCAUCGCUGAACAUAUCUCUAAAGCCAGUCAUGUACAAGAUGGAUGUAAGGCCUCUGCUGAAGGCUAUUUUGGACCAGUUCUUUGGACCUGCCACUGGACUAGUUGACAUGAUUGCGGAGCAUAUUCCGUCACCUUUACAAGCAGCAACCAGCAAGGUCGAGCGGACGUACACUGGCCCACAAACUUCUGAUAUCGCUGCAGCAAUGAAAGCUUGCGAUACUGAUGCGCCCGUAAUGGUCCAGAUCACGAAGUUGUAUCAUACAACAGAUGCCCAGUCAUUUAGGGCCUUCGGUCGCGUCAUGAGUGGUACCCUUAGGAAGGGCACACCGAUCAAAGUACUUGGUGAGGGGUACUCACCAGAAGACGAGGAGGACAUGGCGAGGGCUACUGUAGAAGACAUAUGGAUAGGCGAAGCUCGAUACUUUAUUCCGGCAGACGAGGUUCCCGCAGGCAACCUCGUUCUUAUUGCAGGAGUCGACGCGUCCAUUUCCAAGACCGCCACUCUCGCUGACCCAUCCAUUGAUGAUGAUCUCUACAUUUUCCGGCCCAUUAAGCACAUGACAGAGUCCGUGCUUAAAAUUGCCAUUGAACCGAUAGCGCCGUCUGAGCUACCCAAGAUGUUGUCUGGCUUGCGAAGCAUCAACAAGAGCUACCCUCUCGCUGCUACGAAGGUCGAGGAAAGCGGUGAACAUGUGCUCAUCGGUACAGGCGAAUUGUAUCUGGACUGUGUCAUGCAUGACCUUCGGAGGCUAUUUGCUGAGAUCGAGAUCAAGGUGUCGGAUCCAGUCACCAAGUUCUGUGAAACUGUAUUGGAGACGAGUGCACUGAAGUGCUAUGCGGAUACGCCAAAUAAGAAGAACAAACUCACCAUGAUCGCGGAGCCUUUGGAAAGAGGUAUUGCUGAAGACAUUGAACGGGGGAGGGUCAACAUACGGAUGACCCCGAAGGAACGUGGUACAUUCUUCCAGGAUAAAUACCAAUGGGAUUUAUUGGCGUCAAGGUCAAUAUGGGCGUUUGGUCCCGAUGAUAGCGGGCCGAACAUUUUGCUCGAUGAUACCUUGCCUUCUCAGGUUGAUAAAAAAAUACUUGGAAGUGUGAAGGAGCAUAUCAAGCAAGGCUUCCAGUGGGGAGCUCGCGAGGGUCCUUUGUGCGAUGAACCUAUGCGCAAUGUGAAGUUCCGGAUACUGGAUGCAAGUCUAGCUCAAGAGCCAAUCUUCCGUGGUGGUGGACAGAUUGUCCCUACUGCACGCCGUGUGUGCUACUCAUCAUUUUUGAUGGCCACGCCACGCCUCAUGGAGCCGAUUUACUACGUUGAAGUGCAGGCGCCAGCUGACUGUAUAUCAGCUGUAUACACUGUUCUAGCCCGACGCCGGGGGCAUGUUACGCAAGACAUACCCAAGGCCGGCUCGCCGUUAUAUACGGUCAAAGCCUUAAUUCCUGUGAUAGACGCAAAUGGGUUCGAGGCUGACCUUCGAACUGCCACACAAGGUCAGGCGUUCUGCUUGCAAGUAUUCGAUCACUGGUCGAUAGUUCCUGGUGAUCCCACCGACACGAGCAUCAAACUUCGGCCACUAGAACCUGCAUCAGGACAAGCAUUAGCUCGGGAUCUUGUGUUGAAGACGCGGCGGCGCAAGGGCCUGGGUGAUCAGAUUGCCGUGUCCAAGUACUUGGACGAUGAGUUUGUGGUGACGCUUUCCGUCAUCCUCGUUGCAGUCGCUGCAAGCGCGUCAGCGUCAGAGGACUCAAAACCUGUAUUCAAGGCAACAGAGAUCAAAGCUCCUUUCAUUGAGCAGUUUACUGCUGACUAUUCUGAACGUUGGACGCCUUCGGAGGCAACCAAGAAGACACCAGUCGGCGGUGAGAUAUUCUCCUACGUCGGCAAAUGGGAGGUCGAGGAACCCGAGACACCCCUCAUCGAGGGCGAGAAGGGCCUCGUUGCCAAAUCCAAGGCCGCUCACCACGCUAUCUCUGCACCAUUCACCGCCCCUGUCGACUUCAAGGACCAACCCCUUGUCGUUCAGUAUGAGGUCAAGUACCAGAAAGGUGGCAACUGUGGUGGUGGUUACAUCAAACUUCUUGAGGAUGGCUUCCAGACCAGCGGGAAGGAAUUCUCAGAUACCACCCCUUGGGUUGUGAUGUUCGGACCGGAUAACACUUGCCCUGGCACUAAGGUGCACUUCAUCUUCCGCCACAAGAACCCGGUUACCGGUGAAUUCGAGGAGAAGCACCUUUCCGUCCCUCCAAAGCCCACCUUUGGCAAGAACACUAACCUUUACACCCUCAUUGUCAACCCUGACAACACAUAUGAUGUACUUUUCAACAAAGAAAGUCAGCGCACAGGCAGCCUCCUUGAGGACUUCACUCCUCCUGUCAACCCUGCGAAGGAGAUUGACGACCCGAAGAUAAGAAGCCUGAAGACUGGGUUAACGAGAAGAGAAUCACCUGCAGACUGGGAUGAGACUGAGCCGUACGAGAUCCCUGAUGAGGAUGCAGUGAAACCUGAGGGCUGGUUGGAUGAUGCACCCGCGAGUAUUCCUGACCCGGAUGCCGAGAAGCCCGAAGAGUGGGACGAUGAGGAAGAUGGUGACUUCAUCCCGCCCACGAUCCCCAACCCGGCUUGUGAUGAGGCUCCUGGAUGCGGUGAAUGGAAACGCCCCUACAAGGCCAACCCUGCAUACAAGGGCAAGUGGUAUGCGCCUAUGAUUGAUAACCCUGCCUACAUCGGCGAGUGGGCUCCGCGCAAGAUCCCCAACCCUGACUUCUUUGAGGAUCUAGAGCCAGUCAAGCACCUAAACAAUAUUGGUGGUGUUGGUAUCGAACUUUGGACCAUGACUGAGGAUAUUCUGUUCAACAACAUCUACGUCGGGCACUCUGUUGACGACGCAAUGUCUCUGGCUGCGGAGACUUACGACGUCAAGAAGUCCAUCGAGGCGGCUCUCUCUGCUCAGAAGGAUGUCAAUGAUGAAGGCGAUUACUACAUCCCCCCCUUCUUGGAGGAUCCUAUCUCCCAUAUCCGUGGUAAAAUUGCUCAGUUCCUUGACGCUGUUCGGGAGGACCCCUUAUUAGCCAUCCAAACCCAUCCGGAGACAGGUGUUGGUCUCGCUGGUGUCAUCUUCACUCUUUUCGGCAUGCUUGGUCUUCUAUUUGGUCUCGUUGGCUCGCAGCAAAAGAAACCUGUUGCCAAGGCAAAGAAGACAGACACCUCUACCCCCGAUGACAAACAAAAGACUGACAGCACAACCGUUGCACCUGCAGGAGGCGAGAAGAAGGACACAGGCUCUGUCAAGAAACGCAAGUAG